UAAUUGAAACAGUGAAAAUAAUCAUCCAAGGCAUUAAUGCAAUGGAAGGUUGCAGAGAGUGCUUGUCCACAUGGUGAAUGUUUACAUGAGUACCAGCUCCAAUAGGACGAAAUAUUUUUGUCUGUUUUUUAUUUAUAUUAACCAGUAAAACUACGUGAAAACGACUGUUUUUAUUAAAUCAAGUUUAUUAUACUGUGACAAUGGGUAAAAUUAAAAGAGAUGACGAAGAGAACGAGAAUCGCAGGUCCAUCAAUGACAUUAAAAAUAAGAUCGUCAGAAGGACCUUAGCCGGGAAAGAACUCAUUAAGAAAAAGAAGAUGAAAAAGGAAGAAAGAAAGAGGCGAAGGGAAGCCGGGGAGGCGCCACAGAAGCCACACACGAUUGAGUCGUUACGAGUGCCUGAUGAGACCAUUCUAGAUCCGACGAAAGCUGAAAACGUAGAGAGAAUCGAAGAAACGGCAGUCGAUAUCAACACAGACGACUUUCAAAGCUAUUUCAGUAUGGAAUAUGUGCCAAAGGUCUUGAUAACAUUUGCUGACAAUCCUCUUCAAAAAACAAGAAUAUUUGGAGUUGAAUUGUGCAGGAUAAUACCAAAUUCGAUGUUCAGGUAUAGAGGAAGAUCCAGUGUUAAAAAAAUUGUCAAAAGAGCCAUAGAGAAAAAGUUUUCUGAUGUUAUUAUCGUCAAUGAAAACAUGAAAGAACCUAAUGGUUUAUUAAUAAUACAUUUACCAAAUGGACCGACAGCAUUUUUUAGAAUGAGCAAUGUUAAACUCACUUCAGACUUAAAGAAAAGUCAUAAAGAUAUUAACAGUUAUCGUCCAGAGGUCAUAUUGAACAAUUUUACAACACGGCUCGGAUCAAGCGUAGCGAGGAUGUUGGCCUCUUUGUUUCACUACGAUCCUGAAUUUAAAGGAAAGCGGGCCGUCACAUUUCACAAUCAGAGGGAUUAUAUUUUCUUCCGCCAUCAUAGGUAUGACUUUUCCUCAAAGGCCAAACCUAUGCUGAAAGAAUUAGGGCCAAGGUUUACACUAAGGCUCGAAUACAUCCAGGAAGGGACUUUCGACACCAAACUUGGAAUUUACGAAUGGGUCAAAAGUGGAAACAGGCAUUCGCUCGAAGCGAACAGAAGGAAAUUCCAACUUUAAUUGUAUAAUUAAAAUAAAAGUUUUAUUUAAAUAUC
Cimex lectularius (bed bug) is the source of this 1180-nucleotide messenger RNA. RefSeq names its product probable ribosome production factor 1. NCBI's taxonomy places the organism in Eukaryota, Metazoa, Arthropoda, Insecta, Hemiptera, Cimicidae. Gene Ontology annotation, molecular function: rRNA primary transcript binding. Bases 201 to 1145 code for a protein of 314 amino acids. Gene Ontology annotation, biological process: maturation of LSU-rRNA; maturation of 5.8S rRNA. The record is from RefSeq and is a predicted model, not a curated record. Gene Ontology annotation, cellular component: nucleolus; preribosome, large subunit precursor. The transcript is spliced from 7 exons.